UUCCCGUCGGCCACUUCGCCCACGUGGAGAACGCCAGGGAGCUGUGAGGGUGUGCAGUCACGUUCCUGCUAUCUGGACACUUUUUCCUCUACUGAGACUCAGCUGGUAGAUCCACAGGCCAGUCCUCCUGGGGGCUGAAGUGUGAGUGAGGUGUGAAAUAUGGGUUUUCGAAGAAAAUUAAUCUAUCGGCGUAGACCAAGAAUGUUUGUAGAAUCUUCUGAGUCCAGUGAUGAGCAACCUGAAGAAGUGGAAUCACCAACUCAAAGUCAGGAUUCUACUCAAGAGGAAGAGGAUGAGGGAGCAUCUGAAGCUCAAGGGCAGGAGCCUGAAGCUGAUAGCCAGGAACCGGUGCUGCCGAAGACCGGCUAUGAGCUUGGAGAUGGUCCUGAUGCCAAGAAGGUGUGCCUGCGAAACCCAGAGCAGAUGAAACUGCCCGCAGAAGGGCCAGAGCCUGAAGCAGAUAGCCAGGAACAGGUUGACCCAAAGACUGGGUGUGAGCGUGGAGAUGGUCCUGAUGUCCAGGAGUUGGGCCUGCCAAAUCCAGAGGAGGUGAAAACACCUGAAGAAGAUGAAGGGCAAUCACAACCUUAAAAGAAGACACGCUGAAAUGAUGCAGGAUGCUCCUGUGUUGGAAAUUUGACCAUUAAAAUUCUCCCAAUAAAGCUUUACAUCCUUCUGCAAAGAA
This is a messenger RNA of Macaca mulatta (Rhesus monkey), 685 nucleotides long. Lineage: Eukaryota; Metazoa; Chordata; Mammalia; Primates; Cercopithecidae. The record is from RefSeq and is a predicted model, not a curated record.